CAGCAUUGUCUUAGCUGGACAAUCAGAGCUUUGUUUUGACACCUCAGCAGUUGUCAGCUGUCGGGUGUUUUUGUUCAGAGGGUUCAGAGCCACCUCCCCGGGGCUCUGACGCCCCAACAAACGGCCCUUGUUACCACAUGACUGGUCUGAGCCUGGUUUUGGGAAGGGUUUCUGGGAGAUGGCUGUGCUGCUGAAUGGUGACUGUGUCAGAGGGGGAGAGUCAGGAACCUGUGUUGGUGCUGGGAUAAGUCAGCUGGACCUCUUCCAAAAUGCUGUUUGUGGAUAAGAAUUGUUUUUGUUUGGGUGUCACACAUCUGUGUUGGGAUAGAACACCAAGGUUAACUCCUGCCCACAGCCAGAGUGGUGGGUUUUUCUCCUCCUGGGGUGUGAGGAAUGGAUGGGGCUGUACCUGUGCUCUGAGAAAAGAUGAUUUUUUUUUUUUUUUUUUUUAGGUGGAUUGGGUACAAAAUUGCUGUAUUGUACCCCAAAUCCUUCCCCUAAGAACAUCCACAGGUGUUUGUGCUGCCCUCGGCAGAGCCAAGGGGGGUGAGCAGGCACCCAACUUCCUCAGCACCAACACCCUGUUCCAGAACUCUUGGCUUAGUGGGUGCCAGGGAUUUCACAGCCUCAGUGUGACACUCAUGGCUCUGGCUUUCUCUGUACCCCUGAUCCUGAGCCUUUUGCUUCCCAGGUUUGCUUUCAGGUUUAACUCCACACCUGGAGCAUCUGGUGCAGCCCAGCUGACACGUAAUUCCGAGGAUGGAAAAGCUGGUGGGGAACUGGUUUUCUAAGGGGCUAAAGGAGUCCUGGUCACUUGAUUAAGAAGAAGCCCUCAGUUUAGGGAGCUUUCCUGUGUCCCACCGGGCACUUGGAUUGCACCUGAGCUGUGCUUAACCCAUCGAGGAGCAGUGAGGUACAGCCCAGCUCCAUGUGCUUGGAAGGCUGGAGCUGGUGCUCUCCCCGAAGGAAUCCCAGAGGCUCCACAGUCGGAGGAAUUUCUCUCCUGGAAGCCGAAACGGGGUCGGACGCGAUCUGGAGCUGAGCCCCUUCCCCUCUACCUGAAUAUCCCUGUGAGCAGCAGCAGCCCUGGCAUAGAGGCUGUUCUCCGGCCACGCUUAUCUUUGGAAAAACAACACAAACCAACCGACCAAACAAAAAAAUCUGGCAAAGCAUCUGAGCUGCCCCCGCUCGCUGACUUUGUGUCGAAGCCACUUUUAAACCCCGCAGCAAAGCUUUCCUUCCACCCCAAAGGUUAUUUCGCGCAGCGGGGACCCGGAGUGGGGCCACACCAUGGCAACGUUUGUCAGUGAGAAGCUCAGCCGGCUCUUCAUUAACGUGAGGCAGGUCCCUCAGCUGCUGGGGCCCCUCUCUCCCUCCACCGUCAGCAGCUCCGAGGUGCCCAAGGUCUUCUGGAAGCCCUACAUCCACACCGGCUACCGGCCCGUCCAGCAGACCUGGCGCUACUACUUCUCCACCCUCUUCCAGCAGCACAACGAGGCCAUCAACGUCUGGACCCACCUGGUGGCAGCGCUGAUCCUGCUGCUGCGCUUCCAGCAGCUCUCGCGGCGGGUGGACUUCGGGCAGGACCUGCACGCCCAGCCCCUCCUCAUCAUCCUCGCGGCCUCCAUCACCUACCUGACGUUCAGCAGCCUCGCCCACCUCCUGCAGGCCAAGUCCGAGUUCUGGCACUACAGCUUCUUCUUCAUGGACUAUGUGGGGGUUGCUGUUUACCAGUAUGGCAGCGCCCUGGGGCACUAUUACUACGCCAUCGAGCCGAGCUGGCACGAGAGGGUCCGGGGGUUUUACAUGCCGGCGGCCGUGCUCCUGGCCUGGCUGUCCUGUGCUGGCUCCUGCUAUGCCAAGUACCGGUACCACCAGUCCGCCCGGCUCCUGGGCCGGCUGUGCCAGGAGCUGCCCUCGGGCCUGGCCUACCUGCUGGACAUCAGCCCUGUGGUCCAUCGCAUCUGCACCGCGCCGCCCUCGGCGCGCCCGGACCCGGCUCUGCUCUACCACAAGUGCCAGGUGCUGUUUUUCCUCAUCGGCGCCUUUUUCUUCUCGCAGCCUUACCCCGAGAAGUGGUUCCCUGGCAAGUGCCACUUCUUCGGGCAGAGCCAUCAGAUCUUCCACGUGUGCCUGGUGCUCUGCACGCUGGCGCAGAUCGAGGCCGUGGUGCUGGACUACGAGUCCAGGCGGCACAUUUAUUCCGCUCUCCAGGGGGACCUGGCACACAACUUCUCUGCCCUUUGCCUCUUCACUGUGACCUGCUCUGUCCUCACAGCCGCCUACAUGGCCCGGAAGGUGAAGAACAAGCUGGGCUUCAAGGAAGAGUAAAAGCCCUGAAGGAGAAGCAGGUGAGCUCAGCCCGUGCUGGAUGAAUCCCACCCCAAACCUUGAGAAGAGGAAUGAGACGCUUCAUGAACUGUUACUCAGCAAGUGCUUUCUAUAGAAAGGGAAAGUAAAAGCUGCUUUUUUUUA
Messenger RNA from Pseudopipra pipra, 2475 nucleotides. RefSeq names its product membrane progestin receptor alpha-like. The coding region runs from base 1291 to 2331 and encodes 346 amino acids. The transcript has 3 exons. Gene Ontology annotation, biological process: response to steroid hormone; spindle organization. Gene Ontology annotation, cellular component: plasma membrane; centrosome; spindle pole. The record is from RefSeq and is a predicted model, not a curated record. Gene Ontology annotation, molecular function: steroid binding; nuclear steroid receptor activity. NCBI's taxonomy places the organism in Eukaryota, Metazoa, Chordata, Aves, Passeriformes, Pipridae.